Lepus europaeus (European hare) is the source of this 2080-nucleotide messenger RNA. It is a transcript of the gene GTF2F2, whose product is annotated as general transcription factor IIF subunit 2. The coding region runs from base 201 to 950 and encodes 249 amino acids. Lineage: Eukaryota; Metazoa; Chordata; Mammalia; Lagomorpha; Leporidae. Gene Ontology annotation, cellular component: transcription factor TFIIF complex. The transcript is spliced from 8 exons. Gene Ontology annotation, biological process: transcription by RNA polymerase II; transcription initiation at RNA polymerase II promoter. The record is from RefSeq and is a predicted model, not a curated record.
AGUGCGCAGGCGUACUUCCUGCUUCCCGGCGGCGUGUUCCUCAGGUCCAGGUUUCCUAGUCUCCUGGCAGGUGGUCCGCGCCGGCUCCUGGCAGUGCACCUUUCACCGCGCCUAGCUUUUUGGUUGGGACACUCGGCUCACAGCACGCAAGCUCCCGAGGCCGCUGCUCCGGUUCACACGCUUCCGCCCGCAACGGACUCAUGGCCGAGCGCGGGGAACUCGAUCUGACCGGCGCCAAACAGAACACCGGUGUGUGGCUGGUCAAGGUUCCUAAAUAUUUGUCACAGCAAUGGGCUAAAGCACCUGGAAGAGGUGAAGUUGGGAAACUGCGGAUUGCCAAGAAUCAAGGAAGGACUGAGGUGUCCUUUACGUUGAAUGAAGAUCUUGCAAAUAUUCAUGAUAUUGGUGGGAAACCAGCCUCAGUCAGUGCUCCUCGAGAACAUCCGUUUGUCCUGCAGAGUGUCGGAGGACAGACAUUAACAGUAUUUACCGAAAGCUCGUCGGAUAAACUGUCUCUGGAAGGAAUCGUGGUACAAAGAGCUGAAUGCCGACCUGCUGCUAGUGAGAACUACAUGAGAUUAAAGAGAUUACAAAUAGAGGAAUCUUCCAAACCUGUAAGGCUAUCACAACAACUGGAUAAAAUUGUAACAACCAAUUACAAACCUGUUGCUAAUCAUCAGUACAAUAUUGAAUAUGAAAGGAAAAAGAAAGAAGAUGGGAAACGAGCUCGAGCUGAUAAGCAGCAAGUUUUAGACAUGCUGUUUUCAGCCUUUGAGAAGCACCAGUACUACAACCUGAAGGACCUGGUGGACAUCACAAAACAGCCUGUGGGCUACCUGAAGGAAAUCUUGAAAGAAAUUGGUAUUCAGAAUGUAAAAGGGAUCCACAAAAACACAUGGGAGCUGAAGCCCGAAUACAGACACUAUCAAGGAGAAGAAAAGAGUGACUAAGCGGCCGCCGGGCAGGCUGGCUGGUGGAGCGGUGCAGGGUGACACUGAGGCCGCAGUGAUGACGCUGGAACACUGAGCGCCUGUGGCAGUAGCAGUAACAUGGCUGGUACUUGGGUUUCUCUUGGUCAAUUUUUCAAACCUCUAUUUCUUAUAAAGUUUCAUAAAUUUUUUUUGAGAAGAAAGAAGUUUAUUUAUAGACUUGUAUCAAACCAGAUUAUCCAUGACUAGGAUAGGGUUGGGGAUGAAAAGGAUUUUUCUUUUUACAAGAUUACUUUUGCAAUGUAAAAUUAGGAAUUUUUCUAAUUAAGACUUUGUCCUUGCUCUGUCUCUUUGGAACAGAGGUAAUGCAGAUUUGAAGAGGGGAAAGUCAGUUACAGAAACUAUUAAGAAGAGUAAAAAGCCAAAGUUCCAUAUUCCAAAAUUGCUGGAGAACAAUCUUUUUUUAAAAAAAAAAAGGGAGGGGGGGAAUGACCGUGUUUCAUACUCAAACACACAUUAAUAAAAGGAAAACAUUGAAGUUUGUAGUGAAAUGUCAAUGUUCAUCCUUAGCUCAUUGGACUCUACUGAUGUUGAUAUGAGAAAUGGACAAAAACCUGCUCAGUUAAGAUUUCUUGGAGCCAGCAUUGUAGCAUAGCAGGUAAAGCUGCUGCCUGCAAUGCAGGCAUCACAUAUGGGCACCUGUUCAAGGCCCAGCUGCUCCACUUCCAGUCCAACUCCCUGCUGAUGGCAACCCACAGAGGAGACCUGGAAGAAGCUGCUGGCUUCUGCCUGGCCCAGUGCUGGCCAACGCAGCCCUCUGGGAAGUGAACCAGCUAAUGGGAGGAUCUAUCUCUCCUCUGUUCUAACUUUAAAAUAAAUAAAUAAAUCUUUAAAAAGAAAAAUUUCUUUUGUUUGCUUUUUAAAUAAUUAAAAAUUGGAUCAGGCCUUGGACACAGCAGUUAAAAUGCUUUUGCUCCCAGAAUUCUACAGCAGGCACAUAGGGGACAAAUGGUGUGGAUACUCUAAAGGAGGGUUGUAGGGUAGGGCUGAGACCAACAAAGUUAAUUUCACUUCCUGGGAUAUAAAAAUGUUUCUUUUACUCUUCUCUUUAAUUUUAAAUAAAAGCAAUGCAUGUACAUGAUUAAAGUUUU